Molecule: messenger RNA, 2720 nt
Organism: Syzygium oleosum
Lineage: Eukaryota; Viridiplantae; Streptophyta; Magnoliopsida; Myrtales; Myrtaceae
Product: putative disease resistance protein RGA3
Exons: 2
Coding region: 42-2537 (831 amino acids)
Biological process (GO): defense response to other organism
Molecular function (GO): protein binding; ADP binding
Source: RefSeq, a predicted model, not a curated record
ACGCCAAAACUCCUCAAAAACCAAUAACACCAAUCACAACCAUGGCUGAGGCCGUCUCGAGCAUCAUCGGAUCUAUUGUGCAGAAACUAGCUUCAUCGGCUAUUGAAGAAAUUCAACUGGUAUGGGGCGUCAAGCAUGACCGAGAGAAGCUCAAGAGCACGCUAGAGAUGAUCCAGAAGGUGCUCGCCGAUGCUGAGCAGAAGCAAACAAAAGAGGCAGCUGUGAGGCUUUGGUUGUCAAAGCUUAAAGACUUCUGCUACGAUGCCGAGGACGUGCUAGACGAAUUCGAAGCUAGAGCUUUGUUGAGGCGGGCGAGGUCGACCGAGCACUUGACCCUCAAAAGGAAGGUACGCUACUUGUCCUCGUGGAUAUCCAACUUCAUUUUCCAGUUUAAGAUGGGACAUAAGAUGAGAGAACUGAGAGCGAGACUUGAUGAGAUCGAUAAAGAGAAAACUAAGUUCAACCUGUCGAGUGAUGUUGAUGAAAAGACUAUAGUUCCGCAAAGGGAAACUUAUUCUUUUGUACCCGCUUCAAAAGUGAUUGGAAGGAAGGAAGAAAAGAAAAAAAUAAUAGAGCUGUUGAUAAGAUCAGAUGAUGGUGGAGCUGGUACGAUAGCAGUUGUUUCAAUUAUUGGAAUAGGAGGUGCUGGAAAGACGACCCUUGCUAAAUUGGUUUACAAUGAUGACGGGAUAAAAAACCAUUUCGAUUGCCUAGUUUGGUUAUCCAUGCCAGUAAAAUUCCAGAUUACGAAAAUAAUAACAGACAUCGUCGAGUCUCUUGGUCACAAAGAAAAAUAUGAUAAACUUGACAUGCUGCAAAGCCGCCUAAGAAGCAUGGUGGAGAACAAAAGGUGUUUGUUUGUAAUGGAUGAUGUGUGGGAAGUGACGCGGGAGGCUUGGGCGGAACUGACAGAGUUGUUAGAAGGCGUUUCCGAAGGGAGUAAAGUCAUCGUGACUUCGCGGAAUGAAUCGAUCGCCUCAAUCAUGGGCACUGUCCCCCCGCUUAAAUUGGCCGAGCUUUCGCAGGAGGAUUCUUUGACUUUGUUCGUGAAGUACGCGUUCAAUCCAGGGCAAGAGAAGAAUCACCCGGACCUCAUGGAAAUCGGUAAGGAAAUUGUGAGCAAGUGCAGUGGAAAUCCUAUGGCGGUAAAGGCUCUGGGAAGCUUGUUGUAUGCAAAAAACGAUCGGAGCGAUUGGGAAUAUGUAAGAGAUAGUCAGAUGUGGGAAUUACAAACUGAUAUUUUACCUUCACUAAGAAUAAGUUAUGAUCUAAUGCCGUCUUACUUGAAACGAUGUUUCGCUUAUUGCUCGAUAUUCCCGAAGAAUCACAAGAUCGAGAACUUUGAUCUGAUCCAACUGUGGAUCUCCAGUGGGUUUAUCCAGUCCAGCGGAAAUAGUCAGGAGCCGGAAGAGAUUGGACGGCGGUACUUGGAGGAGCUGCGGUCAAGAUCCUUCUUCGAUGUUGUCGAGGACGAAUAUCCGCUCCAGUCCUUCAGAAUGCAUGACCUCAUUUACGAACUCGCCAUUUCGGUGGCACAAACCGAAUCGUCCAACAUGAAAGUGUGGACGCAGGAUAUUUCCCCGAGGACUCGGCAUCUAUCAUUUCCCAACCCAUCUCGUGUACCAAAAGAUGAACUAAGCCGCUGCUUGAGCAAACUGAGCCGCGUUCGCACCAUUAUAUGUGAGGGGUUGAGAUCCUCUGACUCUGAGGCGUUCUUUCUGGAGACAUGCAUUUCGCGAUUCAAGCACUUGCGAGUGCUAUGGCUAGAUGGCUCUAGCUUUGACCAACUGCCUAGUUCCAUUGGCGGUCUAAAGCAUUUGAGGUUUCUCAAUUUAAAUGACAACCGCGAUAUCAAGAAACUCCCCAAAUUGGUCUGCGAGCUUCGCAAUCUGCAGUACUUAGGUCUUGGUGGGUGCGAGGAACUCGAGGAACUGCCUGCAGACAUCAAGAAUAUGAUCAGUCUCCGCGUUUUGAUGAUAACCACGAAACAGCAGCGUUUCCCGAAGAGGGGAAUAGGAUGCUUGACCUCUCUGCAGUGGCUAUUCAUUGGAGACUGCGAGAAUUUGGAGGCCUUGUUCGAUGAUAUCCAAUCGCUCGUGUCGCUCCGUAAGUUGCUCAUUUUUUAUUGUCCGAAGUUGGCCUCCUUACCACAAGGCAUCAAGAAUCUCAAGGCAUUGGAGGAUCUCUUGAUUGGCGGCUGCCAGAGCUUGAAGCUGCCGGGAGGCGAAAGUAAUGAACCACGCUCCAUGUCGAGGCUUCAAUCGUUCAUAAUUGAGGAAUUACCGGAAAUAGUUUCUUUGCCUGGGUGGCUCGAAGGUUCUGCAAGCACACUGCAGAGGAUAAGAAUUAAGGAUUGUCCCAACCUGAGUGUAUUGCCCGAGUGGCUGCAAAAUUGUUCUUCUCUGAGAACACUGGAGAUUGAAGACUGUCCUGGAUUGUCCUCUCUGCCAGACGGCGUUCGCCUCAUUCCCACAUUGACAAAGCUGCGGAUAUCUCGUUGCGGGGAAUUGAGCAGUUGUGGAGAAGAAGAUGAUUAAAAUUGAUUCAUCGAAAAAAUCAGUUCCACGAGAGUUGCGGAUAAUUAACUAAUUGCGGGGGAAUUGAGCAGGAGCACCGAUGUUGAAGAAGAAGAUAAUUGCGAAUAAAAUGUCUAAAUAUCUAGAUAUUGUCUUGUAAAAUAAAUUCUUAUAAGAUGAGUGUAAAAAUGGGUGGCUAACAGG